This is a messenger RNA of Vigna umbellata (rice bean), 2030 nucleotides long. RefSeq names its product polyadenylate-binding protein RBP47C'-like. The record is from RefSeq and is a predicted model, not a curated record. Lineage: Eukaryota; Viridiplantae; Streptophyta; Magnoliopsida; Fabales; Fabaceae. Gene Ontology annotation, cellular component: cytosol. Gene Ontology annotation, molecular function: mRNA binding.
AGGAAAGGUGGCGGCGGCACGGAAUGAGAUAGAAGAGAAAGCAUAACAGUGUUGCAUUCCAAAUCCCUCGUAAUUAGAUCCAACGGCUGGAAUCAAAGAAAGUGGAGUAAUCGAACCGCGAAAAGGAGAGCCGCGUUUACGAAGCCAACCCAGGAAUAAGAAUUCUUCAUCCUCUUAUAUGCCCCUUCCGUGCCGCGCCCACUUCUUUCUUCUUCUUCUCUCUCCUCGCAAUUCCAGAUUCGUUGUUUCUCUCUCUAGAAACCCCCUCGCUCCUUUUCCUUUUUUCCGUUUUUAGCUUAUUCCAUAUUUGGCCUUCGUCACUUCACUCACAUCCAUUUAUAGAAAAAAAAUAGACAGAGAGAGUGAGAGCGAGCGAGAAAGAGGAAGUGUUCGGUCACCCUUUAUUGAUUUUAUCGAUUGAUUGGUUUUUUUAUUCCUUGAUUUACGAUGCAACAAUCGAACGGUUCCGAUUCCUCGUUGCAGUCGCAAUCCGCGGAGCAUGUUCCGCGGCAGCCGGCAGGGUCUCCGGCGGUGGCGCGGCCGCAGCAGUGGCUCCCGAUGCAGUAUCCAGCGGCCAUGGUAAUGCCGCACCACAUGCUGCCUCCGCAGCACUACGCGCCGCCGCCGUACAUGCCUUUCCAUCACCACCAGUACGGGCCGCCGCACGUCCCGCAUCAGCAGCAUCAGAACGGAUCCAGCGGCGAGAACAAAACCGUCUGGAUCGGCGAUUUGCAUCACUGGAUGGACGAGAACUAUCUCCAUCGCUGUUUCGCCUCCACCGGCGAGAUUUCCUCUAUCAAGGUCAUUCGCAAUAAGCAAACUGGCCUAUCAGAGGGUUACGGAUUUGUGGAGUUCUAUUCACGUGUCACUGCCGAGAAAGUUUUGCAAAACUAUGCUGGAAUGUUGAUGCCCAAUACAGAGCAAGCAUUCCGUCUAAACUGGGCAUCAUUUAGCACAGGAGACAAGGGUUCAGAUAAUGUUCCUGACCUUUCUAUUUUUGUAGGAGAUUUAGCUGCAGAUGUUACAGAUAGUUUGUUGCAUGAAACUUUUGCUAGUGUGUUUCCUUCUGUUAAAGCUGCAAAAGUUGUUUUUGAUGCCAAUACUGGCCGUUCAAAGGGCUAUGGUUUCGUCAGGUUUGGCGAUGACAGUGAAAGAUCCCAGGCCAUGACUCAGAUGAAUGGUGUUUACUGUUCCAGCAGGCCUAUGCGCAUUGGUGCUGCAACACCAAGGAAAUCAUCUGGCCACCCACAGGGAGGUCAGUCAAAUGGCACAUCCAGCCAAUCUGAAGCAGAUUCUACCAACACAACAAUAUUUGUUGGAGGACUCGACCCUAAUGUUUCAGAUGAGGACCUCAGGCAGCCAUUCUCCCAGUACGGUGAGAUAGUCUCUGUUAAGAUACCUGUUGGAAAGGGAUGUGGUUUUGUGCAGUUUGCAAACAGAAAUAAUGCUGAAGAGGCGUUGCAGAAGCUAAACGGGACAACAAUUGGAAAGCAGACUGUCCGACUUUCUUGGGGCCGUAAUCCAGCAAAUAAGCAGUUUAGAAUGGAUUUCGGCAACCCCUGGACAGGGGCAUAUUAUGGGGCCCCUAUUUAUGAUGGUUAUGGAUACGCAUUGCCUCCUCGUCAUGAUCCCAGCAUAUAUACUGCUGCGUAUGGGGCUUACCCUCUUUAUGGUGCCCACCAGCAACAAGUAAGCUGAAUGCAGUGUGGUGCAGUGCAAUAGAGAAGUAGCUUUCACAACAAGUUACACAGAAUCACCCUUCAAUGUGCAAAUUAACUUCUCUCGCUUUGUAACUUGCCUGAUCUGUUGAAUUUUUAAGAAUUCCUCCUAAUUGUGGAGUGGAAAUGAAUUUUGAUAGCCUGAGGUAGCGCUGUAGGGAUUCAAUUAGUCAUUUGUUUAGGCCUUGUAGGGGUAAUGACUAAAGAGGAGCUUAAACUUAUUAUAGGAAUAAUUGUCUUAUGUAUGACAGCUUGUGUGCUUGCGUGCAUUUUAUUUGUUUGACAUUGAAGCUUUGCUUUGUUCGCUUUCAA